UUACUGUAAAUAAAAUACAAAGAUAUAAAAUAUGAAUUUUUUAUCAAUGGACUACCGAGAAAUAAUUAUUAUAGUAAUUACUAGUGUAAUUUCGUCAAGCUCGCAACGCUGUUCGUUUGAUUACCGACCACUUGUAUUAAAUCUUAAUAAUGAGUACCAAACAUCCGGUAUAAUAUUUACGUCAUCAAAAAAUUAUUCAUCUUUUGAAUGGUCAACGUUUGUCUGUAACAUGGUAAAAAAUUUAUCAAACGAAGGAAUACUAUCGGGAGUUAUAGAAUUUGAUGAAUUAAAAGAAAAAAUAGAAUUUUAUCAAACACGUAUAAUACGUCCAUUGGUUGUAUAUAUUAUUGAUGAAAUACAAGAUGUUAUAAUGUUUGAAGAACUAUCGAAAACAAUAGAUAUGAAUUAUCCUAUUUGGUUGUUAAUAUUCACCGGAUCAUCAAUGAGUGAUUCAACAUGUGAUUACUGUCAAAAUAUACAAAAUAAUAAAUUAUCGUUGACCUUCAGCUCGGAGAUGAUCGUUUGGUGUUGUUGUAAUCCGAAAUAUCUAUAUGAAUGGUGGUCGAAUGAUGGCUAUAAUUUUUCAAGAGGACAUUAUGCUAAUUGGACAUAUGAAACAGGAUUACAACGUAUUAAUAAUAAUUCAUUGUAUGCCAUUCGUAGCUCUGUUGAUGCGCCACUUCGUAUUGCAUAUGUUUCUAAUUCAGUUUUUUUUCAAUACAAUAAUUUAAAAAUGGGCGGAUUUAUGGGCGAUAUACUUGAGGAAUUAACAACAACAUUAAACAUUAUACCGCUAAUGAUGAGUAAAAAUAUUUUUGGUACAUGGAAUGAUGAAGAUAAAAUAUGGACAGGUAUGGUGGGAACAUUGUGGCGUCAUGAAGCUGAUUUAGGUGUCGGUGAAGUAACAAUGACAAAACAUAGACGAGAAAUAUUAGACUUUUCAUUGCCUUUGACAUUAUCACCAUGCCGUUUAUACUUUAAAGAACCAACUGCUUCAUUAAAGUGGUCUUCUUAUUUUGAGGCAUUUAGCGAUCACAUCUGGAUGAUAAUAAUGAUACUACUUAUGUUAACUCCAGUACUGUUAACAUUUAUGAAGAUACAACAGAAAAAUAAAUAUAUCACCAAUAUUGUUAUAGAAAAUUAUCUUAAUGUUUGGGGUAUCUUUUGUCAACAAGGAUUGUCAGAAUUUCCGACACGGACAUCAUUGAGAAUAGCUUAUUUUUCAAUGUUUAUUUCGGCAUUGGUCAUAUCAGCUGCUUAUUCAGCCGCACUUAUAAGCUUUCUGACAGUAUCUACUGAUAACAUGCCCUUUAAUAAUUUAGAUGAGUUUAUUGAAGAUGGAACUUAUAAAUUUCUUGUACUAAAAGAUAGUGCGGAUUAUGAUUUAUUUUCUUAUUCAAAUGACUCAACAACACAAAGUUUAAAAAAUUUAAUGGAAACUGAAGAACUAUUACCACCUUCUGUUUAUGAAGGAUUUUUUCAGGUAUGUAUACAAAAAGCUGCAUUCUAUGCAAGUGACGCUAUGAGAAUGUCAAUGAAUGAUACUUUUCCAUGUGAGAUCACGUACAUUGAAACAGGAAGAUACGAUAGUCUGGCUAUGAUAUUACCUCUUCACAGUCCUUACACUGGAAUAUUCAAUCAUCAAAUUCAUCGAUUUAGAGACAAAGGUAUACUGAACAGAUUUGUACGUAAAUAUUUUAUUAAAAGAAAUCCUAAGAUAAACGCGUAUGAUGCAGUAACAAUACGAGGUGUUGCGCCUAUUUUAGUAGUUUUUACAGGUGGCUUAACUUUCGCAAUAAUUUUACUUUUAAUUGAAAGAGUUAUUUUUUUUUAUGGCAACGACACAUCGGCAACAACACAUUCUGGUAGUGUAACGAAAAUUGAUGUGAAACCCAUUGAACAUUCUUUUACUUUCAAGGUAAAGAGACAGAAUAAUUUUAUUAAUGAUAAUACUAAGGUCAAUAAUAAAUGA
Messenger RNA from Microplitis demolitor, 1972 nucleotides. RefSeq names its product glutamate receptor ionotropic, kainate 2. Bases 32 to 1972 code for a protein of 646 amino acids. The record is from RefSeq and is a predicted model, not a curated record. Gene Ontology annotation, cellular component: membrane. The transcript has 9 exons. Gene Ontology annotation, molecular function: glutamate-gated receptor activity. NCBI's taxonomy places the organism in Eukaryota, Metazoa, Arthropoda, Insecta, Hymenoptera, Braconidae.